Naegleria fowleri is the source of this 1839-nucleotide messenger RNA. RefSeq lists its product as uncharacterized. Lineage: Eukaryota; Heterolobosea; Eutetramitea; Acrasida; Naegleriidae. The transcript has 6 exons. Gene Ontology annotation, molecular function: calcium-dependent phospholipid binding. Gene Ontology annotation, cellular component: plasma membrane. Gene Ontology annotation, biological process: cellular response to calcium ion. The record is from RefSeq and is a predicted model, not a curated record. The coding region runs from base 1 to 1839 and encodes 612 amino acids.
AUGCAAACCACGCCUUACCCUAUGAACUCACAACUCGCGCAACCAUCCACGAUGAUGAUGAUGAUGAACGGUCCACCUCCUCCGCAAUGCUCAUCCAAAGUAGAGUUGCACAUAUCGUGUCGUAAUUUGAGGAAUAUGGAUGUUUUGAGCAAGUCUGAUCCGAGAGUAUUGGUAUAUAUUGGAUUUCCUCAAAAUAAUCCACAGUUUACUUGGAGAUUAUUGGGAGAGACCGAAACGGUGAAGGAUAAUUUAAAUCCAAACUUUGUGAAAUCUUUUGUUUUGGAUUAUUUCUUUGAAGAAACUCAACCUUUGAAAUUUGCUUGCUAUGACAUUGAUAAUUCUACGACGACACUCAAUGAUGAUGAUUUUAUUGGAGAAAUGACCACCACAUUGGGUGAAAUUUGUGGAAGCAGAGGUCAAAAAUUAAUCAAACAUUUAUUGGUUGGCAAUUCCAAGACAUCCCGAGGAACAAUUAUUGUCAGUGCAGAGGAAAUUAAUUCAAAUGUGACUGAUGAUGUCGAAAUUCAAUUGGCUGGAGUUUCUUUGGCAAAGAUGGACCUUUUCGGAAAGUCGGAUCCAUAUUUCAUCAUUGAAAAGCUGCACAGUGGUCAAUAUCUUAAUGUUUUUCAAUCGGAAACCAUCAUGAACACACUCAACCCACUGUGGAAACCUUUCAGAAUCCCAUUAGCAAAGUUGUGCAAUGGUGACGUUAUGAGACCUCUGAAAAUUAGCGUCUAUGAUUAUGAUAAAUUCUCUCAACCAGAUUUCAUUGGAGACUGUGAAACAAAUCUAGACUCCAUCAUGAAAGGCACUCUUUCUCUAAAAUUGGUAAACAAGAACAAGAAAAAAGGCAAAGAACACACCGGAGAUUUAGUUGUGAAAUCUGCAAAACUCGUAAGAAAUUAUUCCUUCUUGGAAUUCAUUGCAGGAGGUCUCAAAAUGAAUUUAUUGGUAGCCAUUGAUUUUACUGCCUCAAAUGGUAAUGUCACAGAUCCAAACUCCCUCCACUACAACAAGCCAGGACAAAUGAAUCAAUAUGAGUCUGCCAUUUAUGCGGUGGGACAAAUUCUCAGCGAUUAUGACUAUGACAAGAGGUUCCCUUGUUUUGGGUAUGGUGGAUAUAUUAAUGGUACAACGUCACAUUGUUUUGCAUUGAAUGGAAAUCCUCAACAACCAGAGUGUUUGGGCGUUCCUGGAAUUUUGCAAGCAUACAGACAAGCUCUAAAUAAUGUUUCUCUAAGUGGACCAACGUUAUUUGCUAAUGUGAUUCAAACAGCAUGCCGUUACGCCUCACAGCCAAUUUCACAACAAAAUCAAGAAUAUUAUAUCUUGUUGAUUAUCACAGACGGAGCCAUCAACGACAUGGACGCGACUAUUGAUGAAAUUGUUAAAGCAAGCGAUUUACCACUUUCUAUCAUUAUUGUUGGUGUGGGCAAUGCCAAUUUCGAAUCCAUGGUCACUCUCGAUGGAGAUGAUGGAAGACUCAGAUCUACUCGUACUGGAAGAUAUGCAAGUAGAGACAUUGUACAAUUUGUUCCAUUUAACCAAUUCAGAAAUCAACCCUAUACCUAUCUUGCGAAAGAGGUUUUGGCUGAAAUUCCUCAACAAGUGACAAGUUUCAUGAAGAUGAAAAACAUUGUUCCAAAUCCAAGACUUGUCGUUCCUGAAUACGUUCCUCCCAUGACGAAUGAGGAAUUACCAAGAGGUUCCCUCUCAGAAAAUUACAACCCAAACCUUGCCACUCCACCAUCAUCGUCCUUCACCACUCUAAAUGCCACCUCAACAUCAACCUUAACACAGCAACCACCUUAUCCAACCAAUGUACAAUACAAGAUCUAA